This is a messenger RNA of Striga hermonthica, 3006 nucleotides long. The record is from the annotation of a GenBank genome assembly. Lineage: Eukaryota; Viridiplantae; Streptophyta; Magnoliopsida; Lamiales; Orobanchaceae.
AUGGAUUUCACACGGGAGUGGAAAUCUCUCUGGCCCGUAUCCUCCACUUUCUCCGCACCAGUUCUUAUCCCGAACAAAUCACAUGAAUCACCCAUUGGCCCACUGAUAUUCACCCCUAUGCCUAGUUCCUCCACCAUGAUCCUCCACUCUCCCUACCUUUCCCCCCGCCUUCCCCCGCCUUAUCCGUCCCUCUCCCUUUCCCGUUUUAUCAGAAUUUACAAUUCUGUCUCUCUCACCUCCUCCUCUGUACCCUCUCUACUUGGUGCCGAACUUCUCGACUACUCGUCGUCCUUCCACGGUUUCAACUGUCUCCAGUUGCUUCGGAUUCCGAACCGAAAUCUGAUUGUCGCAUUCUUUCUAACCGGGGAAAAUUCCAAUACAGUGGGUUUCUCGUUGCUUCAUGUGAGAGACGGGAUCCUGAGCGUUCGUUCACAAAUGGAUGACCUUUUCCAUGUGGCAAAAGGGGGUAAUUUGAGUCGUCAUCGGAUAACCCUUUUUCUGGUUAAUCCGGUUGAUGAGUUCUGUUGUGAUGGAACACUUGGAGAUGUGGGUAUUAAACCCAAGACUGUCACGGUUGGCUUUCUGAUGGUUUGCUCGCAAUUUUCUGUCUUUUGGUACGAAAUUGCGAUGAAUUAUGUAUGUGGACAAAAGGAGUAUCCCGUUCGUGUGGAUUAUCUUGGGUGUGCUGAUGCUAAGAACCUUUUGGGCAAUAUGGUGGUCAGCGCAUGUUGGAACCCCCAUCUGAAGGAAGAAUGCUUGGUUUUGUUGGGGAAUGGUGAUUUGCUGUUGUUUGAAGUUAAUUCUUCAUUAAGGGAUAACGCCCAGGCGAGAUUUUUGUUCGGUGGAAUUAAUAGGGCUAUUAACAAAAGGAUGCACAUCUCAUUGACUGAUAAGCUGGGAUUGGAGAAAGAGGAAGGUCGUAAGAAAGUCCGGGACUGGUUGAAGUGUGAGUUCAGUUGGCAUCCUAGGAUACUUAUUGCUGCUAACCGCUCUGAAGUUUUCUUGGUCGAUUUAAGGUCCUCAGAGGACUGUGGUGUUCGUUUUUUGCUAAAGCUUGACAUGUUAUCUGAGGACCAGAAUGAUGGAUUUUUCGCUCUGUCGAGGGCGUGUUUAGAUGGGUUUUCCUUUACCGUGGCCACAAAACAUUUGUUACUUCUUUGUGACGUGCGGAGGCCAUUGAUGCCCGUGUUGAGGUGGGCCCACUGCAUUCCAAAUCCACGAUAUGUGGAGGUAUUCAGACUAUCUGAUCUGAGAGCGAAUGCAGAAAGUACAGAGUACAAAUUGGCUUCAGAAUUGGGCUACUGUAUCAUGUUGGGGUCUUUUUGGGACAACGAGUUUAGUCUUUUCUGUUAUGGCCCCGAGUGCAAAGGAAACGAGUCUCUAUCUUCUAAAAUUUCAAAGAUGUGCUACUCGUACAAUGCAUGGGGACUCCCGUCAGAGCUUUCGUUGUCAGAUUGUGCUUGCAAAUGUGGUAGUUGUUUAGUCCGGGAGGAAUUCGCAGAAAUGUCCCGUCCGGUCUGGGUUGACUGGAGGCAGAAAAAACACUUGGCUUUGGGAUUUUGCAUUCUCGAGGCGGAUAUUUCUGCUCAGUUGUUGCCUGUAGGUAGCUUUGGUGGUUUUGUGCUAAUAAGACUAACGUCAUGUGGGAAGCUUGAAGCUCAACCCUACCAUGCAGCAUGGGAACCAGAGAACUUUCGGGAAGCAGGGCACAAGAGGAAAAGCGCUGAUUUGGAGGAGAAUCGUUUAUACGACGCAACGGAGUUGGAAUUUGAGGGGGUCAAGAAAAUGCAGCACAUCAAACUGAUUUUUCUUGACGCCUUCAGAAAAGGCAAGAUAGAAGAAAUCAUCGUCAACAGGAGAGAGAAAAUCGAGGAGAGUGAUGAACGUGCCGGGUCUCGAAAAGGGCAUUUUGGUAAGUCGGAUUGGAAUUUCCAUAAGGAAAUGUGCCACAAGCUGAAGGGUCUCGGGCCUCUGGAGGCCCGAUCAUCCGUCGGGAUCUCAGUCGUGUUGGGUGACAUCAGCUGGCCUAUGAGCGUACACGAGAUUGGUCUCAUGAGUGUGUUUGCUGCUCUGCCCACGGGUCUAUUGCGGUCCGCUUUUGCGGUCUACUCAGAUUUCGAUAUGGAUCAUGGCAAUGAGCCCCUCGAGUUUCUCGAUAUUCCAGAUCAGCCCCAGGCCCCGCCUUUCCCUUUCAGGAGGUCGUCCUUCCGCAGCAAUCGGUGGUCAACCAGAGUUCAGCCCCCUGAUGCCCUUGUUGGUCCAGUUAUCCCUCCUCUUUUCUUGACUGCGCUAUAUAGGCUCUUGGUUGAAGAGCGUAAAAGCAAAAGAGAGCUUUACCCGGAAAAAUCGGAAGCUUUUUCAACUCAUGUUCACUUCAAAAGUCAGUGCGAGAAGGUUAUGGAGGCUGUCAGUGAACACAUUGCUGAAAAUCGGGAAGACGAUUAUGUGUCGCUUGCGGACGACAUUGAGAGUAUGGAAAGUCUUACACAAAAAUCGAAGUUCUCUUUUUACAAGCCGUCUGCUUUUUCCGAAAGUCCAUCUUGUUUGGAAAAGUGGGAACCCGGGCCCAGGAGUUGUAUAUUUUCAACCCAUGUUUUCGGGAGAAGCGAAUUCAUGGAGUCUGAUAUUGGUCCAGGAAUGGUGGGGAAGGAGCUGUUUGACGCGGGCUGCCCGAUCAGGUUGAAAUUUGAGGAUCUUAAUACUGAUUUCGGACCAAAAGAGUUGGAAACAUUGCGGAAUUUGAAGCAGCAGGAUAUGGAUUUCCAGAAAAGUUUUAAGCCAUAUCAAGAUUACAUCAAUAGAUCUGUCUCUUCAUCCCAAUUUAUAGGGCUCCAUGUGAAGGUGCGGAUUUUGGCGGCUUCAAUUGAGGGCGACUUUGCAACCGGCGGCGACGGGACCUGGGAGUGGCGCGGUUUCUGGACCUUAGACGACUCGGGGGUUCGGGCGGCAACCAGCGGGUUCAGCUGCAUUCUUCAUCGCCUCUCGAUUGGAAAAACUGAGCCCUAA